Molecule: messenger RNA, 2005 nt
Organism: Vicia villosa (hairy vetch)
Lineage: Eukaryota; Viridiplantae; Streptophyta; Magnoliopsida; Fabales; Fabaceae
Product: probable chlorophyll(ide) b reductase NYC1, chloroplastic
Exons: 10
Coding region: 114-1649 (511 amino acids)
Biological process (GO): PSII associated light-harvesting complex II catabolic process; chlorophyll catabolic process
Molecular function (GO): chlorophyll(ide) b reductase activity
Source: RefSeq, a predicted model, not a curated record
UUUCUCAAUUCAUUCAGAUAUUUUCACAAAAUUACAAAAGACAUGUAACAAUAAAUAAACCAAACACUUUUUUCUUAUUUUCUUCAUUAGUUUGUUCCGACAUUUUCAUCAACAUGGCUACAACAAUUGUGAAGCUUCAUGUUUUUCCAGAGUGUAAUCUGAACCAGCACAAGCUUAGGAAGGGAUUUGGUAGUAAUUCUUCAUCUGGGGUGUUUGGUUUUGGCCAUAAUUUUGAUGGGUUGUCUUUGAAAAAGUGUAGGGCUUUCAAGGGUGAAGAUGGUGGUGACAGAAAGUUUAGAAAUUUGAAGAAAAAUGAAGUGAAAGUUGAAAGGAAAAAUGGGUUUUGGAGUUCUUUCAGGAAUGUUUUGUUGGGGAAGUCCAUGAGGAGUUAUAAGUUGGAUGAUGAUGAGUAUCGUCAAGCUGUUGUUAGGGUUGAUGAGGUUCUAUCUAAGAUUGCUAUUCAAAUUGGAAGAUAUAUUGUGACCAUGAUGAGCACUGGUGUCAUCCUUGCAAUUGGAUUUCAGAUGUCAGGUGGAGAUAGUCAGAUGGAUGCACUGAUAUGGUAUAGUUGGCUUGGAGGAGUUAUCAUUGGGACAAUGAUAGGUGCUAAUUGGGUGUUGGAUGAUUAUUGUCGCGAAGGUCCGCGGAAUGUUGUCAUUACUGGAAGUACACGGGGAUUAGGUAAAGCCUUGGCGCGGGAGUUUCUUCUUUCGGGAGAUCGUGUAAUAGUUACAUCUCGAAGCCCUGAGUCGGUGCAAGCAACUGUCAAAGAGCUUGAGGAAAACCUAAAGGAAGGCAUUGCCAAUGCAGUUGGCUCAUCUUUGACUAAGCUUUCUCAGGCAAAAGUAGUAGGCAUUGCUUGUGAUGUUUGCGAGACUAACGAUGUUCAAAGAUUGGCAAACUUUGCACUUAAUGAGUUCGGAUAUAUUGACAUUUGGAUAAACAAUGCUGGAACCAAUAAAGGUUUUAGACCCCUGCUUCAAUUUAGUGAUGAAGAUAUUAAACAGAUUGUCUCAACAAAUUUGGUCGGUUCUAUCCUUUGUACCCGAGAAGCCAUGCGUAUUAUGAGAAACCAAGCAAAGCCAGGCCACAUAUUUAAUAUGGACGGUGCAGGUUCCGGAGGUUCUAGCACACCUCUAACAGCUGUCUAUGGUUCGACAAAGUGUGGUCUAAGGCAAUUUCAUGGAUCACUAUUGAAAGAGUGCAAGCGAUCGAAAGUAGGUGUCCAUACAGCGUCUCCAGGCAUGGUUCUCACAGAACUUCUUUUAAGUGGUUCAACUGUUCAAAACAAGCAAAUGUUUAACAUUAUAUGCGAGCUUCCUGAAACCGUUGCUAGAACGCUAGUUCCGCGGAUGCGAGUUGUUAAGGGAACAGGCAAGGCCAUCAGUUACUUGACUCCUCCAAGAAUCUUACUUGCCUUGGUCACUGCUUGGUUACGGCGAGGCCGCUGGUUUGAUGAUGAGGGAAAAGCAUUAUACGCAGCCGAAGCAGACCGACUUAGAAACUGGGCCGAGAAUCGCGCACGGUUCUCCUUCACCGACGCAAUGGAAAUGUACACAGAAAACACUUGGUUAUCAGUCUUCUCACUCUCAGUUGUCUGUGCCUUCAUAAUUCUUUCUAGCACUGCCAGCAAUUUACCAGGAACAUAAUAAUAUCUUGAUGAUGCAAACUUGAAAGUGCAAAGUGCUUAUAUUGUAGAGGCAUGCAAUUCAUGCCUUAAAUCAUCAAAACAAAGUAGAAUGAACCUAAACCAUAAAACAAGGUGGAUCAUUUUUUCCAACAUGUCCACCUAGACAACUUCAAACAGUUAUCUUUUGACAAUUUUUUUUUAGUUGUUUUGUAAUCUUUUGUGGUAUGUGUAUUGUGUAAGAUCCAUGUAUAGGCUUUAAUGUAAUCAAGCAUUCCCCAUUGUGAUGCUUAUAGUCAUAAUACCAAGUUAUGUACUGUGUAAUGUAUAGAUUUCAUUAAAUUUGUAGACUGUAAUAUGAUCUCAUUUUCAUGCUUU